AUAAUAAAUUAUUAAAAGAAGCUGGCAGUUUUCCUGACAAAGACAACUUCCUGAAAGCAGUCCAGAAAUGUCAAUCAUACCUUAAUAAAGUUUGCAUACGAGGUCAAAGAGGAAUCAACAUUAGAAAUUUCUUCAAAAUUCCUGAAAAUGUGGAAUUCUCAGACAGUGAUAGUGAGUGUAAAGAUGAUGAUGUUAUUAUAGAGGAGCAUGUUUAUCUUGAUUUAGAUACAUCUUCCGAGGAAGAUUCUGCAAAAGACUAUUUGAAUAUGAAACCCAAAGAAUGUGCUGAGUACAUAUUGCAAGGCAAACUAGAUGAACGCCUUCUUUCAAUUUAUAGAGAAGAAAUACCUAGUGAGUCUCAUAAAAAUUUCCUUAAUAAGUCUCCAAAAGAUAGGCUUCGUUAUGUCCCCAGCUUUGGACCUUUUCACAAAGACAAUAAUAUGGAUAGAAUAUUCAAUUAUCUUGAAAAUUUAUUUGAAACAAAUGCAGGGGAGGAACCUUUUAAAAAUUCAUAUAUUUAUGAAGUAUGGAUUCCUGAGGCAUUAAUAAAUGCCCUGUCAGUUGUGAAAAAUAUGAAUUUGGAAGACGCAGAAACUAUAUUUUAUAGCAUCCAGGUAGACGACAAAGCGCGAGCGGAUAAUGACAGAUUAGAAAGUGUGUGACGUCCCUCUCCCCCAUCAAGGGUGCUUUCUUCUGAGGAUUUUUAUUCUUAUUAACCCUUGUAACAACCAUUUACAAGUGUUUCUUUUUCUUUUUUUUUUGUUCUUUUUACUUAUGUGUCAUUCAGUGUUUUGAGUGUCUCUCACAUGUUUGUAAAUUGUUCCAUUCACAUAUUAGUGUAACUUGUGGUGACUAAUUUUAGCUAGCAUUUUUUUUUUUUUUUUCAUCAUUGGACGUUUACAUCACAAUCCAUUACAGGGUGCCCGAAAAAUAAGGGAAAAUGUCUCGAGAAAUUUGCGUCCGAUCAAAAAUCUAAAACGUGCAAGUUAAAUAUUUUCAAAAAGAUGAAUUUAAUUCCACUUGCCACCCUCCUCAGUAGUAGAAAUUAAAAAAAUUCUGUAACUAUUACUUGUCUGCAUAUUUUCACUGGUUCAUUUACAAGUUUCUAUUGGGUUUUGUUUUGUUUUUUAAAAAAAAAUUAAAAUACAAAGAAUAUGUAUUAUACACGGUUAUCCUGAAAUAUACUAUCCUGCGGGGGGGAAAAGAAAGUCAAAAAUCCAAAACAUAUGUUCCUUUUAUAUUCUUUGCUAGUCCUCUGACAAUAUUUUUUGUCAUGGACCUAAUCAAAUUUUUUUAACUAAGGGACCAAUGUUGUUUUCUAGCCCUGCUACUUUACCUCUUAAAUUGGGAUAAGGGCAAUUUUAAAUGGGAAUCCCUAUUUAUUUUUUUAUUGCAGUUUUGGAUUCCUCAGAAAAAAUAAUAAACAAUUUGUCCUACAGAUAUUUGCAUUUGAAUUCACGGAUAGCUCUAUAAUCACCAAAUGAAUAUGUGUUAGUGUUGUUUAAAAUUGAGGGUAAAUUGAUUGUUUAAAAUUAAAAAAUUUUGAAAUGCAUGUCCAUACCUGCCAAGUCUUGUGUUUUUUAAUGAAGACUUCUGUAUUUUACAACUAUUUCCUGUUUGCCUGUAUAUUCUCAGUUUUCUCCGUAUUUGUUAAAGAAGGUUUUUUUUAUUUUAAAAAAACGAAUUUUGGCGAUAAAAUAACCGCAAAUGGCAAAAAUACUUCUCUUAUGUGGCAAUUAGUGCUGCAGUAUGCUGAGUGUUUAUAGUUUAAGUAAUUAUAAAUAAUUGUUUAAAAAAAUCUUCUUUAGAUUAAGAUUUACAUAAAUACUUUUUACUUCGCUAAAUAUAAGUGCUUGCAUUAUUUUAAAUUUUGACUUACAUAAUUAUGCAUGAUGUAUCAAAACUUUACGCGUAGCCCAAAAAAUGUCGUUAGUAAAAUCUCCUUUAUUUUAUUUCUCCAAUGAUGGCAGGUAUGCAUGUCGUAGUAAAAAUAUAAUAAUAACACUAAUCUAAUGACACCAAUGUCAAACCCAUUCUACGCUGAGGCAAGGAUAACUCACUGGGGAGGUGGUCAAGAAGUUUGGUAUUGUUGAAUACAUCUUUUGGUGUUAUUUCACAAUUCCCAUUCUCUCUCUCUCUCUCUCUUUUUUUGUUUUUUGCAUGAAUAAAUAUGUAUAUUCCUGAGAUAUUUGUCUGGUUUUAUACUUUUUGGGCACCCUGUAUGUCAUUUUUUAAAGGAGUAGAAUUUGAUUGCUUGGAUAUAUUUUUUAACAUCAUCAUCUCUUAGCUUGAGUUAUUUCAUUGCGAAAGUCUAUUUCGCAGUAUUAUUUCAUGUUUGGUAUAGAGUUUUACAGCUUUGUUAAUGAGAUUUGUAA
Parasteatoda tepidariorum (common house spider) is the source of this 2375-nucleotide messenger RNA. The record is from RefSeq and is a predicted model, not a curated record. NCBI's taxonomy places the organism in Eukaryota, Metazoa, Arthropoda, Arachnida, Araneae, Theridiidae.